AUGAGUAUCUUGUGGUUCCUCUCCUGCCUGGCACUUGCCAGAGCGGCACAGAACUGUGGCGUCCCUGCAAUCGAGCCAGUCAUCAGCGGCUACACCCGCAUUGUCAACGGAGAAGAGGCAGUGCCUGGAUCAUGGCCCUGGCAAGUCUCUUUGCAGGAGCAGAGCGGGUGGCACUUUUGCGGUGGGUCUCUCGUCAGCGACCGCUGGGUGGUGACUGCUGCCCAUUGCGGGGUGACGAAGUCCAACGUCGUAGUGCUUGGAGAACAUGACCGUAGCUCUUCUGUGGAGAAUGUACAAAAACUGGCUGUUGAACAGGUCUUCACCCACCCAGAGUGGGACCCCGUUGCUAUCAACAAUGACAUUGCCCUGAUCAAGCUGGCUACACCUGCCGAGAUAGAUGCUAGGGUGUCCCCCGUGUGCCUGACAGAUGCUACGGACCAUUUCCAGAGCGGUGAUCUCUGUGCCACCAGCGGGUGGGGCAAGACGCGCUACAACGCCUUCAACACCCCCAGCAAGCUGCAACAAACAGCCCUGCCCCUGCUGUCCAACGAUCAGUGCAAAGACUAUUGGGGCAGCAACAUUUCGGACCUGAUGAUCUGUGCGGGUGCGGCUGGCUCUUCUUCUUGCAUGGGAGAUUCUGGCGGCCCCCUUGUGUGCCAGAAUGAUGGCGUCUGGAAGCUGGUGGGCAUCGUGUCCUGGGGCAGCAGCCGCUGCUCUGUCACCACCCCUGCCGUGUAUGCCCGUGUCAGUGUCCUCGGUGAAUGGGCUGAGAAAACCAUGGCAGAAAACUCGGCAGCCUGA
Molecule: messenger RNA, 801 nt
Organism: Euleptes europaea (tarantolino)
Lineage: Eukaryota; Metazoa; Chordata; Lepidosauria; Squamata; Sphaerodactylidae
Product: chymotrypsinogen A-like
Exons: 7
Coding region: 1-801 (266 amino acids)
Biological process (GO): proteolysis
Molecular function (GO): serine-type endopeptidase activity
Source: RefSeq, a predicted model, not a curated record